Molecule: messenger RNA, 726 nt
Organism: Dissoconium aciculare CBS 342.82
Lineage: Eukaryota; Fungi; Ascomycota; Dothideomycetes; Mycosphaerellales; Dissoconiaceae
Exons: 2
Coding region: 156-584 (142 amino acids)
Source: RefSeq, a predicted model, not a curated record
CUCUCACCAGGCCGUCAUCGCGGCCAUUCGAACAAGCUUGCCCGGCAAUUCGGGAAUCUGGGGACCGAUAGGUAUGAAAGCUUAAUUCUCACACGUCUCAUCCAUCAUUCGAGCUUAAUAUCGUGCGCCAAGGACAACACUGACUUGGCAGGGCUAUGGCGUUGCUGACAAGGCUGCAGUACAUCCGUUGUGAGGAGAAGAAGAGUGCUGAAAGAGGAGAUUGUUCGCUGCUGCAAUGUACUAGCAGGCCCGGGAGACGUGAGAGAGGACUCAAUGCACGCCGCUCGUGGACAUCGUUGCGCCUUGCCCUGCACGCGCGGUCUCAUUGUGUCCCAAGGUUGUUCAUUCCUACCAGUGCUGCGCCUCAUUCUUGCAGGUUGCCGGUGCACCCAUCGUUGUGCUCGCCCUGCGACUUCGAAUCGCACGCAGAAUCGAAACAGAGACGGCGGGGUCGUUGCAGAGCAAUCAACAUGGCCACCACAACACCUGGGCGGUAUGGAGAUGCAGUAGGGUGCUAUAAAUGUAAUAAAUGUUGUCUUUUCCAUGCAUUGUCAGAGUCACCUGAACACCCGGUACACGUGUAGCCUAUAGGCACGCGAACGGCGACAGUGUGGUGGUGGGGACCAACUGCAGAUCAGAUUCGCUUCCAGAGAGACGUACGUGGUACUGCGCAUCCGUGUCUGCUAAUACUGGUGUGAAUUGUGACGGAGAAAUAUUCUGUUCUCG